Cornus florida is the source of this 2078-nucleotide messenger RNA. Its product is annotated as protein ALP1-like. Lineage: Eukaryota; Viridiplantae; Streptophyta; Magnoliopsida; Cornales; Cornaceae. Bases 142 to 1500 code for a protein of 452 amino acids. The record is from RefSeq and is a predicted model, not a curated record. The transcript is spliced from 2 exons.
CCUUUCUAUACAAAAACAAUACACAGGUAUGUUUAUCGGCUGCCCACUCAGAUUUCUCUUCCACACACGCACAGUCAAUUCUUGUUUGGCUCUCGAGAAUUGAAACCCCAUUUCCCGACAAAUCAAGAGAGAGUAUUAGAAAUGGAUUAUCGAGCUUUGACAGCGUUACUCUCCUCCCUAAUCUCACAACUCGUCCUCCUCCUUCUCCUCAUUUUCCCUUCCUCUGACCCUCUCACCAUCUCCAAUUCCUCUCUCUACGAAAACCUAAUUCCUCUCCUCCACCAUUUCCUCUCCACCUCGGAAAUCGUCACUUCCCUCUCUCUCCUCUCCAUUUCCAGGAAACGGAAACGAACCCACCAACCAGAAGUCGAUUCCAAGGACUCAGAGGAGGAGCUCGAACCAGGACUCGGUCAACUGAGUCGACUCAACUCGGCCAUUCCGCAGAACCCCGACUCGUUCAAGCUCUGUUUCCGAAUGAGUUCUUCGACCUUCGAGUGGCUCUCUGGCCUUCUCGAGCCACUGCUCGACUGUCGCGACCCAGUUGGGUCACCCCUUUCUCUCACCGCCGAAUCCCGACUCGGUAUCGGCCUUUUCCGGCUGUCCUCCGGCGCCGAUUACCAGGAAAUAUCGGGGCGGUUUGGGGUUUCAGAACCGAUUACCAAAUUCUGUGUCAAACAGUUAUGCCGUGUUCUUUGCACGAAUUUCAGAUUCUGGGUUGGUUUUCCGAGCCCACAGGAGCUCGAAUCCGUUUCAGCAGCAUUCGAAACCCUGACCGGAUUGCCCAAUUGUUGUGGAAUUAUUGAUUGUACGAGGUUCAGGAUAGUAAGAAAUAGUGUGCAUGAAUCAUCAUCGGAAGAUAAAUUCAGUGAAGAGAGCAUUGCAGCACAAAUAGUUGUGGAUUCGUCGUCGCGAAUUCUGAGCAUAGUUGCAGGUUUUCAUGGUGACAAGGGCGAUUCUCGGGUUCUCAAGUCUUCAACUUUGUAUAAAGAUGUUGAAGGAGGGGGUUUAUUGAAUUCUCCGCCAAUGUACAUAGAAGGUGUGGCUAUACCUCAGUACUUAGUUGGGGAUGGAGGGUACCCUUUGCUACCUUGGCUACUGGUUCCAUUUGUUGAUCCAAUGCCGGAGUCAUUUGAAGAUAAGUUCAAUUCGGCACACCAUUUGAUGCGUCUACCGGCUCUUAGAACAAUUGCGAGUUUGAAGAAUUGGGGUGUACUGAGCAAACCAAUGGAAGAGGAGUUCAAGACUGCAGUGGCUUACAUUGGUGCUUGUUCCAUACUUCAUAAUGUUUUGCUGAUGAGGGAGGAUUAUUCGGCUUUGUGUGACGAAUUGGGUGAUUAUUCGUUGCAUGAUCAGAGCUCUCAGUACUAUGGGGCUACUGAGGAUUCAAUUGAGAGAAAUGCUUCUGUUAUACGAAAUGCAUUGGCUACUAGGGCAAAAGAGUUCAUAAAAUCAGAUCAUACUUUGGACUCCAGUAGUUCAGUACAGUUGCAGCUCAACUAAGAAAUCAUGGAUUUGCAGCGUUUGAUAUCAGAGUAUUUACAAAACUUUAUUCAACAAUUUUUGAGAUAGAUUCAGUGGUGAGAUGACCCCAUUUGUGCAUAUGGUCCAACACUUUGACACUAUCUUCUAACUGUUCUUCCUGGAUGCAGAAGAUGCCUUCAUGUACUGAAAAUGAGGCAGUGAAGAACCAGCGUGUCCGUGAAGAUGAAACCAGUGUUUAGAUGAAUGCAUAUCUAAAUUCUAAAGAUGAUCGUGGUAGUUCAUCUCGAGAUCAGGAUGGUAUACAUUUGCAGAAUAUGGUAAGGAAGACAUUUACAAUUUGUUUUGAAAAGAGUUGCAAGAUAAGAAGAGCUGAAACGAUGCAAGUAAAUCCAGUUACACGUUAGUCUCACAGAAAAUUCCAUCUUGAAUUGAGCGGAAUAAUGGUUUACGUGUCUCGGAAUGGUUGGGUAUGGCUUUGUUGAAUUAAGUUGAAGGAUUUUUUUAUUUUUUUUCCCUAAUCAUUGUAUUAUUAAUAUCAUACAAAACUGAUACCAAAGAACAGCAUCUGAUGUUAACAGAGCGCCAUUUUCUUAUUC